UGGCUGGGGCUGCAAUGUACUCUGAAAAUCCAGACCUCCCUCCCUUUUUCACUCUCUUUCUCUCCUCCUCCCUUCUUUCUUUUGCUUUCCUAAAUGGAUGGGGCUUCUCCUGGAUAGGCACAGUUCAUAAAGGUCCAAAAAGACUGUAUCAAAGCCUCACUGAAGUCUCUCCCCCACCACUCCAGAGUGUGCCUCUCCUGAUCUGUCAAUCUGCAGUACUGCAACAGGAGGAGAGCAGACUGUUAAACGCCUGGCUGCCUGGACAAAAUCCUGCAAGAUCCUUCUCUCUCUUUCACACUAAAUGCCCGGCUAACUGAGCAAAGUAGGAAAUCUCCAAAGAAGAAGGAUAAAAGCUGCUGAACCAGCUAUAUUGGAUACCAUAUCAUUCUGCUGCUUCUUGUCUGGAAACCUGUACAAACUCCUGUCCAAGCUGUACCCAAUGGAUUUUCUCCACAUGUAUGGGAUUGUUUCUUGCUUUUUCACCUCUCUCUACUGGCUGACUGUAGAUGCAUUUAUUUCUAAAGAAAACCUCUCUGGAAAGCUAAGUGAAUAUGGUGUGAUUGUCCCAUUCAGUACAGAUCAUCUAGGACAAUAUCUUUCCCACAUGGUGUCUGCUGCAGGAAGUAGGAGAGGUGGACUGACCUUAAAGCACCCUGGGCAGAGGUUGGCCCGAAGUGUCCUUGAUCCACCAACAACCCAGUCAGAUGAUAGGUGCUUGUAUUUCAAUGUCACGGUCUUUGGUGAGCAGCUACAUCUGCGCCUGAAGCCCAACAGACGUCUGGUUUCCCACGAGGCUACUGUUGAGUGGCAGGAGGAUUUAAAGGAGAUUUCUCAUGACUCAAUAAAUGCUGAUUGUGUGUAUACAGGAGACAUCACUGAUAUGCCAGGAGGAACUGUGGCCAUCAGUAACUGUGAUGGACUGGCUGGCUUGAUCAGGACAGACAGCAGCGAGUUUUUCAUUGAGCCUCUAGAGAGAGGGCGACAGGAUGAGGAGGAGAAUGGACGUGCACAUGUGGUCUACAGGAGAUCUGCUAUUCAACAGGAUAACUUUGGAAGCCAAGAGGGCAUGCACAAUGAAGUUGCAAAAAGCGAGGUGGGCGACCUGCCCUUUGCGCUGGAUUUAAUGCGAGACAGGUUGUUGGAAAACGAGCGCAAGAAACGCCAUGCCCAGAAGGAUGACUAUAACAUAGAGGUGCUACUGGCUGUAGAUGACUCUGUUGUGCGUUUCCAUGGAAAAGAACACGUGCAGAACUAUGUCCUCACCCUCAUGAACAUAGUAGAUGAAAUUUACCAUGAUGAGUCUUUGGGUGUCCACAUCAAUAUAGUGCUGGUCCGAAUUAUUAUGGUAGGAUACAGACAGUCAAUCAGUCUUAUAGAACGUGGAAACCCAUCACGGAGCCUUGAACAAGUGUGUCGCUGGGCCCAUUCCCAGCAACGUUCAGAUCCAGAUCAUGCUGAGCACCACGACCACGCCGUCUUUCUCACCAGGCAAGAUUUUGGUCCUGCAGGUAUGCAAGGUUAUGCUCCAGUGACGGGUAUGUGUCACCCACUGCGUAGUUGUACCUUGAACCACGAGGAUGGAUUUUCUUCUGCAUUUGUGGUUGCCCAUGAGACAGGCCACGUGCUGGGUAUGGAACACGACGGGCAGGGAAACCGUUGUGCUGAUGAAACCAGUAUGGGUAGUAUCAUGGCACCACUGGUGCAGGCUGCUUUCCACCGCUACCAUUGGUCCAGAUGCAGUAAGCAAGAGCUUAAUAGAUAUAUACACUCCUAUGACUGUCUCCUGGAUGACCCCUUUGAACACAAAUGGCCAAAACUCCCUGAACUUCCAGGAAUCAACUAUUCUAUGGAUGAACAAUGCAGAUUUGAUUUUGGAGUGGGCUACAAAAUGUGCACUGCUUUCAGGACAUUUGACCCUUGCAAGCAGUUGUGGUGCAGUCACCCAGAUAAUCCAUAUUUCUGUAAAACAAAGAAGGGCCCCCCUCUUGAUGGAACUGAAUGUUCCCCUGGAAAGUGGUGCUUUAAAGGCCACUGCAUUUGGAAGACACCAGAGCAGAUUUACAGUCAGGAUGGAGGAUGGAGCUCCUGGUCAAGAUUUUCAUCCUGUUCUCGGACUUGUGGAGGAGGGGUGCGUUCCCGUAGCAGGCAGUGCAGUAACCCACCACCAGUGUAUGGAGGCCGUGACUGCCCCGGUGCCACCUAUGAGUAUCAGAUGUGUAACACUGAAGAAUGUAGAGGGCUAUUUGAAGACUUCCGUGCUCAGCAAUGCACACAACGUAACUCCUACUACACUCACCAGAAUGUCAAGCACACCUGGCUUCCGUAUGAGCAUCAUGAUGAUGCGCAGAAAUGUGAACUCAUUUGUCAGUCCAAGGAAAUGGGAGAUGUGGUUUUUAUGAAUCAGGUGGUACAUGAUGGCACCCGAUGCAGCUAUAAAGACCCAUAUAGCGUCUGCGCCAGAGGGGAUUGUGUGCAUAUCGGAUGUGAUAAGGAAAUCGGCUCCAUGAAAGAAGAUGAUAAGUGUGGGGUUUGCGGAGGAGAUAAUUCUCAUUGCCGAACCGUAAAAGGAACAUUGGUUAAAUUGCCAAAGCAGUCCCCUGGUGUUUUAAAAAUGUUUGAAAUUCCGGCAGGAUCCAGACACAUCCAUAUAGAAGAGACAGACGUAUCCUCCAACAACCUAGCUAUUAAAAACCAAGUGAGUGGAAAUUUUAUUCUGAAUGUUAAAGGAAAAGAUAACAAAUCAAAGACGUUUAUAGAAAUGGGACUGGAGUGGGAGUACACCAUUGAGGAUGGCAAGAAAAGUGUGAAAACAACUGGACCGUUACAUGAACCUAUUGUGAUCUUGGUUGUGCCCCAGGAGGAGGAGCUGAAAAGCAGCUAUACAUAUAAAUAUAUUAUCCAUGAAGACCUCUUACCAAUGAUCAGUAACAACAAUGUACUCCUGGAGGAGAUGGAUGCUUAUGAAUGGGCUCUGAAAAGUUGGUCCCUGUGUUCUAAGGCCUGUGGAGGAGGUAUUCAGUAUACAAAGUAUGGAUGUCGGAGAAAGGGCGACAACAGGAUGGUUCAACGUACCCUUUGUGACAAUAAUAAAAAGCCAAAACCAAUACGUAAACGGUGUAACCUGCACGAAUGCUCCCAGCCAGGAUGGGUAGCCGACGAGUGGGGAGCAUGCAGCAAGACAUGUGGGAAACUUGGUGUCCAGAUCAGGCUGGUCCAGUGCAUACAGCAUCUGCACAAUGGAACAAACCGGACGGUCCAUACAAAGUACUGCACUGCUGAACGCCCAGAGCCGAGAAGACCGUGCAACCGUAUCUCAUGUCCCGCACAGUGGAGAACAGGGGCCUGGUCACAGUGCUCAUCGAGCUGCGGCGAGGGCAUUCAGCAGCGCCAAGUGGUGUGCAAAGCUACGGAUAACGUUAUCGGACAGUGUGAUGGUGAAAAGCCCGAAACGAUCCAAGUCUGCAAGAUGGCACCUUGCCCAGGAAAAUCACCAGGACUUGCACAACAGGCAGAAACUAGUGACUUCAGUACUUCAAAAUCACCAUGGAUUCCACCACAAAAUUCCCCUAAAAAUCCUGUCAACAAAAUAUCAAAAGACUCAUGCCAAGGAGACAAGUCCAUAUUUUGUCAGAUGGAAGUUUUAGCUCGCUACUGCUCCAUACCUGGAUACAACAAGUUGUGUUGUGAAUCAUGUGGCAAAAAGACAGUUCCUACCAGCAUAACUCCAAGUUCAGAGCAGGCAGCAUCAGGGCUCCGAGCACCUGAAGGUGCAGUGUUGCCAAGCAACAUCCCAUCAGUAACCCUCGUCCCAACCCUUGUGAGUGUCUUGACUGAAUCUUCAUCACUUAACAGUCCCUUGGAUGCUCCAGUGCCUGCCCUAGGAGUGCCACAGAGCUUAGUAGCCAACAAUACUACAGCGGAAAUUUCAGCCUUGCAAGUGUCAGGAAAUAAUACCUCAGCGACAGAAGUUGGAAAGCAGCAACUAUCAGAGAGUCACAGGGGACCUGUGGAGAAUCCUAGCACAUCGUUCAAUAAAACUUUAGUCAGCAAGCAAAGCAGGAUCAGUGCAUUGUCAUUCUCUGAUGUGAUCAGACGAAGAAGGGAAGGUAUUGAAGAAGUGCACACUGGUUCCGAUGUACAAAGCACCUCAGUUUUUACAUGAGCAUCAGUAUACAAAUCAAGGAGGACCAGAGCAGCGUCAGCGGGAAUAGACUAUUUUGAAGUAAAACUAGUAAAGGCUUUUUUUCUGAGUUUUGCCUGCAGCACUUUUCCAGUCAUUUAAAAAUGACACCAGAUUUGAAUUCUAAAGUAAUGAUGAAACCUUUGGGCCUUAAAUUGACAUGCCCAGUAUUGUUACCUCACAAUGCAGCGCGAAUGCACGUUAUAUUGUCAUAAAGGUGCUACCAACUGGGUUGAGAACAGAAGAAAUGGGAAGUAUUUCCAUGCAUAUUAACUCAGUUCUUGAGUGCCUUUUCUUCAUUUUUUUUCUGGGCUACAGAGAGCUUGGAAGAUGGUGCUGUCUUCAGUUAUAUUAGGUUCUACAUGUACAUGGUGCUAUAUUUCAAUCUGUUUUCUGUACCUCAGUGAUGCUGAGGAUGUUGCAGUGAGCUGCAGUGAAAUAUUUUGGUUUUAAAAAGCUCUGCAAGCCUUUUUCUUAUGGUAACAAAAUAUGAUGCUUAUUCUCUGCUAAUAUACAGUAUACCUUGGGUUUCAUAUAUUCAGUUGAUUUAGUUGUACUAUUUUAAUUAACCCUACUUAUCGGUGGCCUUACGUAACUGCAUAAACGUAUACCAUCUGUUGCUGCUACUAGAUAAACUUUCAAAUAACAGUUUGAGGGAACCAUUGUUACAUAGCCAGCAUUUCCAUUGAAGAAACUACGAUAACCUUCACAAGAAACCUCUCCGUUUUUGUGUUUCUAAUUCCUUUUAAACAGAAGUUACACCUAUUAUCAAUUAAAUGUCAACCAUUUUCACUGGUAGUGUGUAAGAAUGUGGUACUAAGGCCAGUUCUAUAUGUCCCUGCAUCCUCUAUCCCAGCAAUCAAUGCUUUCAUUUCCAGUAAGCCUUACAAUGGCCACAAUGGGUUAAGUUUUGUUAUUCCACAGCAACAGCCGCCGUGUUUUAUGAUAUAAUGAUCAGGUACAUCUUGCAGCACUGUCAUAUAUGUGGCAGUAUAAGGCUUAGAAUCUUUGUUAGGCAGCACACAAGACGCAAAUGUGGAUUCUUGUAUCAGCAAUUACGAUAUCCCCCUAUAUGUAGAUAAAAAGGAAUAGCAAUAAUUUUACCUGUAAAAUGUACAUAUGUUUUCUUAUAUAGUUUAAAUUUGUAAAGUGCACUCAUCAGUCAUGCACAGUGUAUGAGGCCAUUUGGUGCCUCACACCCCCAUAAUGGCAGUAAUUCCCAUAUGAUAGCUGCCUCCGGUACACUUUAAACUGUAAGAGCUUGUCACUGUCACUUAAUGUACCUUUCACCUGUAGCUCGUUCUCUGUUGACCGGGAGGCAUUGGGUUGAUCCCAUCUGCUACAUAGCACAUUUCUUCAGUGAUACUUUCACCUUUUAGCAUAACCAGGCAGGUUUUUUUAUCUUAAUGCUUAUUGGGAACUAGAUAUGUGAAUGCUAUGCUUUGCUUCCCAUGACCUCACUGACAUGGUCAGUCGUUACUGUACUUUAGAUGGAGGAGCCGUGUCAUACAUUAUUUUGUUUUUGUAUCUGUGAAUCUGAAAUAUCUAUGUUACUGCAAAACUAUAAUCAGGUUCAUUGAAUUCACAUUUAAACCAAUUGUUGUGAAUGUUCAAGAAAGUAUCUGUGCCAGACUUAUUUCAUUAAAAUUUGGGGACACAUAAAGCAGAUGCAAGUGGGACACAAUAAUUAAAAUACUGUCAACUGAAGAAGUCAGUUGUGUGUACCUCUAUGUCAGUGGUGGGCAACUGACAUACACUUCACCUCGGUAAUUUGCCCUCUUUGAUUCCCUUCCUACUAUAUCUGACAUUAAAAUGAGUGUAGUGCAUUUAUACUAUGUUGAUUGCAUGUAAGUCUUUGCUUGGAUGGCGAUGUCUUCUCACCGGCUUGACCAGCUAGCCAAAUGCUAAGCUACUGUAUGUGGGCUGCAUGAGUAGUCCACGCUGGUUCUGUUCUCUAUUGGGACCAAUGGCUCCUUGUGAAGCAGCAGAAAGGUUGUUGCCACCACCGCCUAGUGCUUGCUUGCCAGUUGAUUGUGUCCUGAUAGAGCAGCUGACCUUUACCUAAAGCUGGGUACACACUUGUCCAAUCCUCCAGAUAUCCAACUCCAGACCAGACUGUUGACAGAAUUCUGCUGGAGACCUAGGUCAUAGAUACAACAUCCAAUCUAGGCAUACACACCUCUCCAAUCUGUAUCUGCUAACAGGAUUGUGUCACUGUACACACUCUUCCAAUCUUUGGAAGACCGACUGCCGCUUACACAUAACUGUAUGUACCCAGCUGUAAACUGGGUCUUCUACUCUUACCUUGGGCAGUGGCUACUCUAAAUAUAAACAUUUUUUGAGGUGAAUCCUAGUCUUUUAUUUUAGCUGAAAUAGACAUCUAUACAGUCACUACAGCAGCUAUAUUUAGGUAUUGCAGAUAACUAGUUACCAGGCUUGAAUGAACUAGUUGGUGUUAUCUUACUACAGGUUAUGUAUGUUAACUUGUGUUGUGUUUGUUAGUUCAGCUCAUUAUGUUACACAGGGUCCUACACCUACACACUACCUCUGGCUUAUUAAUUAGAUAUACUAGGGUGCUAGCUAAUGAUGUCUCAGGAUGGACUUUUACACAUAACUGUAGAUGCACUCAAAAUAUAUUUGAUGUCAUGAGUUGGAUACCUUGAAAUAAAACUCUUCAGGCUGUGGGAUAUUUUUUAUGCAAUACACGUACAGGGAGUAGUUGAUGCAUAUCUUGUUAUGGUUACUUAUGUUUUAGAGUGCCUAAGUUUCCCUUUCCCUUCUCUGUUUUCUACAGCUUUUGGAUAAAUUAUAGGUUGAGUCUCCUUUACCCAUAUAUUCUAAAAUCCAAAAUAUUCCAGAAAACUGUAGUUUUCGUGCAGCCAUGACACAUGACCAGACGUCAUGACAUGACCUGACGUCAUCUGAUCUAUAACAUAUGACUGGCAUGGGUGUGGCUUGGCAGCCAUUCUGAUUGGCAGCAGACACUGGGGACUUUGGCUUAAUUCCAACCUGCACUCCACCCCCCCCCCCCACCCCCCUCUGGACUAUCUCCCUCUCCCGCUGUAGCCAUCUCCGCUCCCCCGACCGAGCUGCUACCUACUAGGUGUUCCAAAAUCUGGAGAAAAAAAAAAACAUACCAGAAAUGCUUUGUAUCACCAGCAUUUCGGAUAUCGGAUACUCCACCUGUAUUAGAUAGAAGAAAAAAACCAAUACUUAAAAUAUACUCUUUUUUUAUAUGUACUUUUAUUUGUACCAUUAUUCAGUAUCUGGGUAUCUUUCACUUGAAUGUAGAAAUAUUUUUUCCACCAGAGGAAUGCAGUUCUAUGUCAAGCGCUGACAUUUACAAUUGUUAUUGAGCGCUAUUGCUGAUUGAGAUGUAUCUUUUGUAUAAAUCUAGUUGGAGCUAGUACUAUAUAUAUAAAGAAGACAGAGAAAUAGGUAAGUGUGACCUGAAAUACUCCAGAAUUGUUUUGUGAUCCUGAAGUCGAAAAUAUGAAGUUUCCUAAAAUGUUAUGAUUUGUUCAUGGCUGUAUAUAUUUUGAAAAAAUAUCAACUUUAAAGGGGAAUUCAAUUAGCCGCAGGUACUUGAAGUACCCAGGAGCUAUUGUUUAUUGCACGUAGUCACAGCCUUACCACAUAAAUAACUGAAUAGCUCCAGGCACUUAACCCAGGAGUUAAAACCCUGUAGUAAGUCCAACUUGAAUCCCCUCCUAUGUUUUAUCUAUCUUGUCCUAUAUAGUUAAAAUACACAUUUAAUUCUCACUUAUUUCCUCAGGUGUUAGUAUUUAGUUUUAAAGUAAUCACUAAAACAGAGCUCCUGUAAAUUGUGGCAACCAAAGCAAUGUAUAACAAAGCCUUUCCAUCUAAAGCAACAUUAAAAUUGUUAAUAGACAAGUAUAGACCAAUCUGAAGCAAUACUUUGCAUUGUGUAAGCAGAAGCAUUGGUUAUUGAUAUAAAUCAGUGGUUCUCAUACUGUGAAGUGGGCCUUUUUGACAAGGCGUACAGAUCUGUCCUCAUACAUCUUGCCUCAGUACGCCACGUAGCGGGAGAUGCCUGGUAUGAGUGAGCUGACAGGUCCUGUGCAACUCUGCUAGCGUCCGGUGUCUUUUUUUGCCCAAAAUGCAUCUUAUUCACAUCACUCUGUGAAUAGGACGCACAAGCAGACUUUGCUGAUUAAAAUCAUAUGCGGCAUGCCUAUAUUCUGUGUGCGACAGCGGCUGUAUCUGCAUACGAAAUGCUGCGUUACAUUUUUUCUAGGAAAACACUGUAACGUAGCAUUUCGUAUGUAGAUACAGCCACGGUCGCACACAGAGUAUAGGCUGCAUAUCGUAUAAGCUGCUUGUGCAUCCUAUUCGCAUAGCAAUGCCUUAGACACAUUUAAAUGGAAAAAGUCGCACAUAAAGACACUUGGCGCUACCGAGUCAAGCCACGGCAUGGUGUGACUAGAAGGGAUGUUUGACGUGACUGCAGCAAGGAUGUAGGAGGACACAUCUGUAAUACCCUCCCAGUCUACCAAGUGUAUUAUUCACAAAUAUGAAUGGAAUUGCCACCUACUAUGACUUCACUUUUUUUAUAUACUGUAGUUGAGGUUUGGUUGCUAUUAAUAGUAAAUGUAUUAGGCUGUGGUAAAAAAAUAAUAAUUAAGAAACAUUAAUUUAACUUCUCAAAGUUAAUACAUGGUUCCUAUAAGUUUAAGUGCCCACCAAAUAAAGUCUGCAGAUGCUGGUAUGCCACAAAUUUUUUUAUUUACAGUUGUUAUGGUAAAUGCUAAAUUAAUAGUAAAAAAAAACAAGCGAAAAAACAAAACUUUAAUAUAUUGGAAAAACCCCCCAAAAACAUUGCAGUCAUUAAUGGCACUCAAAAAUUUUUAUUGGGACAAACCCCAGUGUUUGUACAGGCUGAAGUUCCUGGUGUGCUUGGGCUGGUAUACUGAUUGGAGUCUGUACACAGCUUACAGUGUAAAAAAACAAUUAUCUAGCCUACCAGUCAUAUGAAUGACAUGCAUCCACUAAAUAAAUACCCACUUUCUCCUGAGUGGGUUAUUCACAAAUAUGAAAGUGAAAGUAGAAUUUAAAUAGUCAUUUCAAAAAAUGUAUUUAAUAUUUGUAAUGUGUAAAAGGAGACACAGUCAGUGCCUAGAAGUCUGUACAUGAGUGUACUAGCUUGGCCUAUGGUCAAAGGUUCUACAAUGCCAUCUCUCAUGGAUGAAAUACCCUUGGAAUGACCAUUACUCAUGCUAUACCUGUUAUAAAAGACACCCAUUAUAUCAGGAAAAAAAUUGUUUCUUCAGCGGAUUGUAAACCAAAGAUUCAAAAACAAGCAUACAAGCGCUAUUCAAUAUAGAUUUACAAUAAGGUCCUUAUUUGUAACUGGUGGAGGUUAUCCUAAAUGAUAAUUAAAUGGAUGCUGGUAUCCCAGGAAUGGUCAUUUCCUUUACUGAAGACUUGUCCCAUUAAUGGUGACCUAAACCUAUCUGUAUGGCUCCAAAUAAAAAAGUAUUCAGAUUUAUUCAGUGUAUUGUUUCCUUUUAAUUUCACAUUUGUUAUAACUGCGUCCUUAUUUCUGUAAUAAGUGUGAUCCUGGAUGAAACCAAUCUUUUUGUUACACAUAUUUAUUUGGGUGUGUGCAGGGUCGUAAGGAGCCCAGAGGCGAGAAGGUUGUUGGUGCCCAGCUAUGUUCACAGCAGCACCCAAACACACUCUCUUCAGGGCUGCCAAGAAGAGGGGGUACUUCUUAUCUGGGUCCGGGCUUAUUAGAGAGGCCCAGCCCGGGUUAUCUGCAUGGUCUUAUUCCUGCUCUGCGGCACAUAAAGCAGAACCUGGAGCAAUGGAGGAGGUCAGUGUGCCCCUUCAGGGCUGGCGCCCGGAGGUGGCUGCCUUCCAUUGUCUCCUGUAUUUACACCUCUGGGUGUAUGGCAUAAGCUCUCAGGUGUUAAACAUAAAUAUGUGCUAUAAACUUUGAUAGGACACUGGUACAUUUUAAGAAAUACUGUUUGGUGCAAUGAUUUGGUCUAGAUUGUAGCAAUCUAUUUUUCUGCAUAAUAACUGUAAGUUGUGCUUUUAUAACCAUUGAGUCUUGUAUAUAAUAUCUCGGUUAUCUGUAAUUGUCAUGUGGGUUCUCUCUUUCCAAUAUUGAAGCUAAUGUCAUAUUUGUAGCUGCAUAUCAACGAAGAUGCUGAAUUAAACAAUAAGGAAUCUUAAUCUGCCUUACUGCUCUUUACCAUAUUACUCAUUCCUGUGCAUUAGCCAUGUCCAGUGUUAUCAAUUGUAUAGUUUUGUACAUACAAGAUUCAGAGUUUUUAAGUUGUGAUAUUUAUUGAUUUUGAUGGUUUUUUUUUAACCUUAACCAUGUAAAAAGCUUUCUUUUUUCCUUUUUUUAUUUUUUACGAAAAACAAAAAAAAAUCAUACGAAUAAUUUGAUUGUUGUCUGUAAAACGAUUGAUGCUAUAAUUAUGUUAUAUUUGUAUUAUUGCUAUUGGAAGUGGAUACACCUCAUCUCUGGCACAUCUCUCAAUCAUCCCAAAUAAAGAAUUAGUAAAGUGUUGUGAUAUGUAAA
Molecule: messenger RNA, 10736 nt
Organism: Pseudophryne corroboree (corroboree frog)
Lineage: Eukaryota; Metazoa; Chordata; Amphibia; Anura; Myobatrachidae
Gene: ADAMTS14
Product: ADAM metallopeptidase with thrombospondin type 1 motif 14
Exons: 22
Coding region: 440-4162 (1240 amino acids)
Biological process (GO): proteolysis; extracellular matrix organization
Cellular component (GO): extracellular matrix
Molecular function (GO): metalloendopeptidase activity
Source: RefSeq, a predicted model, not a curated record